Messenger RNA from Diorhabda sublineata, 3029 nucleotides. It is a transcript of the gene IleRS-m, whose product is annotated as isoleucine--tRNA ligase, mitochondrial. Gene Ontology annotation, molecular function: isoleucine-tRNA ligase activity; ATP binding; aminoacyl-tRNA deacylase activity. Gene Ontology annotation, biological process: isoleucyl-tRNA aminoacylation. The coding region runs from base 147 to 2990 and encodes 947 amino acids. The transcript has a single exon. NCBI's taxonomy places the organism in Eukaryota, Metazoa, Arthropoda, Insecta, Coleoptera, Chrysomelidae. Gene Ontology annotation, cellular component: cytosol. The record is from RefSeq and is a predicted model, not a curated record.
AUUUUAUCUAUGUUUCAUAAUAACACUAAACAUAACCUCUUAAAAUGACGAAAAAUUUUAAUUUUAAAAUAUAAUAAAAAGUAUUGUCAUAUUGUCAAAGACCCAAAAUUGUCAAACUGAAGCAAAAUUAUCAAAUUUCACAUAAAAUGUUAUUCAAGAAUAAUAUAAGAGGAAUAAAUUAUAUCAACAAAGCUUCUUUCUGUGCCAAAUCACAAUCUUCAAAAAAAUAUAGUAGAACGAUUUUAUUACCAAAAACCCAGUUUCCUUUGAAGUUAAAUAACAGUAAAAUCGUAGAAAGAGAUGAAUCUGUGUAUAAUUCAGCCGGAUUCGAAAAGCUUUAUGAUUGGCAAAGAGCACAUUUGUCAGAACCAGAAUUUAUUUUACAUGAUGGACCACCUUAUGCUAAUGGAAAUUCACAUAUGGGACACGCUAUAAAUAAAAUUUUGAAAGACACAAUUUUACGUAGCAAGAUUUUAAGUGGCAAUAAAGUCCAUUAUAUACCAGGGUGGGAUUGUCAUGGACUCCCUAUCGAAUUAAAAGCUUUAACUGGUGUUAAAGAAGAGGAUCCUAUUGAAAUUCGCAACAAAGCAAGAAAUUUCGCAAAAGAAGCUAUUGAAACUCAAAAAAGAAUGUUCAAGUCAUGGGGUGUUUUGGGUGAUUGGAAGAAUGCAUACACCACUUAUUCAGCUGACUAUAUGAAAUUACAAUUUAGACAAUUUUUUAAAUUAUAUGAAAAAAAAUAUAUUUACAGAGAUGUUAAGCCGGUAUUUUGGUCUCCUUCAUCGAUGACAGCAUUAGCAGAGGCAGAAUUGGAAUAUAAUGAGAAACAUGAAAGUACUAGUGCAUAUGUCAAGGUGAAAAUUAUUGAUAAACCCAAAUUAGAGAUUUGUGCAACUAAAAAUCUUUAUGCAAUUAUUUGGACAACCACUCCUUGGACUCUACCUUCCAAUCAAGGUAUCUGUUAUAAUAAGGUUUUGUCAUAUUCCAUAGUGAAAUCAUCUAAUUUCCAAGAUGACUUGUUCAUAAUUUCAACAGAUUUAGUCGAUGACAUUGCAAAGGUGUUGAAUACUACUUUAGAAGUUGUAGAGGUUAUUCCAGGUAGUGACCUAGAAGGAAUCGUUUAUCAACAUCCUUUAUAUCAAGAUAAAAUGCAUAACUUCGUUUCUGCAUCCCACGUAAGUAAUACCAAAGGUACAGGCUUGGUACAUUUAGCUGGAGCACACGGACCAGACGAUUUUUUAGUUUGCCGUGAAAAUAAUGUGAGUAUAGUAGAUCUAAUAGAUGAUACAGGGUGUUAUGUAACAGAAGCUGGACCUUCAUUAAAAGGCAAAUAUUCAUUAACCGAAGGAAAUGAUGCAGUAUUGGAGCUAGUACAAGAUAACUUAUUGCACAAAGAAAUUAUUACACAUUCUUAUCCAUAUGAUUGGCGAACUAAUAAACCUGUUAUUAUUAAGGCUAGUAAACAGUGGUUCAUUAAUACAGAAUCAAUCAAAAAUAGAGCUGUGGAACUGUUAGAAGAUGUGAAAAUUUUUCCAGCAGAUAGAAGUGAAAUAUACAAAAAUAAUUUGAUUAAACAAAUCCAAAAGAGACCGUAUUGGUGUAUAUCCAGGCAAAGAAAGUGGGGAGUUCCUAUACCCAUUCUAUACAAUAAAACAUUGUCUGAUGUAAUAAUUAAUGAAGAUAGUAUCAGUCAUUAUUGUAGGCUUGUAGAUGAAGUGGGAACUGAUUUUUGGUGGAAGAUGAAUACAGAAGAACUUUUAACAGAAAAUAUGUAUCAAUCUAAUGACAUCAUUGUCAAAUGUGAAGAUAUAAUGGAUAUUUGGUUGGAUAGUGGUUUAUCUUGGAGUAAAGUAUUAGAUGGUGCAAAAGUAGCAGAUAUGUAUUUAGAAGGUGUAGACCAAUUUACAGGUUGGUUUCAAUCCUCCCUUCUUACAUCUGUAGCACUUAGGGAUAAAGCACCUUAUAAAUCAAUAUACGUUCACGGUUUCGCAGUUGACCAAAAUGGAAUUAAAAUGUCAAAAUCUCUAGGAAACGUCGUUGACCCUUUAGAAAUUACCACUGGUAAAAAUGAUAAAACUACUUAUGGGGUUGAUGUGCUGAGAUGGUGGGUUACUUGUCAUGCAAAUCAACAUGCAUUAGCAAGUGUUAAUACAAACACUUUGGAUUCUAGUGCCGAGGAAGUACAAAAGAUUAGAAGCGUACUUCGAUUUGCUAUAGGAGCUUUAAGUGAUUACGAAAAUGAAAACAUUGAAAAGUUCAAACUAUUGUUUAUUGAUAGAUAUAUGUUGCACUUGUUGUAUAACUACCACAAUAAAGCUUUAGAAUUCAUGGAGAACUUCCAGUACCACAAAUUAUCUAAUGCAGUUAUAAACUUUCUCACAAAUUCUGUAUCUGCUUUGUACUUUAAUAGUAUAAAAGAUCGUCUUUAUUGUAAUAUCGUUGACAGUACAGAGAGAAGAUCUGCUCAGUUUACACUGUACCAAAUACUUGAAAUUGUAACUCAAUCUGUAGCCCCUAUAUUACCACAUUUAGUCGAGGAAUUAUAUUUAUAUUUUCUUCAAAAACAGAACACCUCAUAUUUUACAAGCGAGCAUUCGAAGCCUACUGAGGAAUGGAAAGAUUCGAAAAUUGAAAAGUUAUUUGAUAUAAUUUUGUUAUGCAAACGUGAUAUUAAUAAGGAGAUUGGGGCAAAUACUACUGAUAAAGUUGUCGAGAUUAUGUUUGCUAAAGAUGUGUGUUUUUAUGAUAUAAAACCAAUAAGCAAUUUAAAAGAAUUAGAAAAGCAACUUAUUGAUAUUUUGCAAGUAUCCAAUGUGAUUGUUACACAAGGUGAUAUAAGUAAAAGUUAUCGAAUCAACAUAACGCAAAGUAAAAAACACGUUUGUCCAAGAUGUAGAAAAGUCAAUGCUGACCAUGAUGAUGAAUUAUGCAGGAGAUGCUAUGAAGCAUUCAAUUAUUUGAGAAGUAAAUCUUCAUUUGUUAUUAACUGAAAAAACUUUUAAAUAAUAAAUGUUUUUUUAGUACACGUA